Cyanistes caeruleus (blue tit) is the source of this 2318-nucleotide messenger RNA. RefSeq names its product neuropeptide Y receptor Y5 (gene NPY5R). Gene Ontology annotation, cellular component: plasma membrane; neuron projection. Gene Ontology annotation, biological process: G protein-coupled receptor signaling pathway; chemical synaptic transmission. Gene Ontology annotation, molecular function: peptide YY receptor activity; pancreatic polypeptide receptor activity; neuropeptide binding. The record is from RefSeq and is a predicted model, not a curated record. NCBI's taxonomy places the organism in Eukaryota, Metazoa, Chordata, Aves, Passeriformes, Paridae.
UCCCAAGGGAGGCGUAGAAAGGCAAAAAUAACAGUCGUUCCCCUUUUGGGGUGGUUUGGCGCUUUUGCGAGCCGGGAGCUGCUGUGCUCCCUGGGGAGAAAAAAAAAUAAAAAUUUAACCGUGCGAUUCAAGUUUUCUGUUCUGGCCAGCAAAUAGCCCGUUACGUUCCGUAGCAUUUCCUUGGAGCUGGACGUACAAUGUUAUUAGUCGGCCUUGGCACAAUUUGGGAAGUUGUAUUCUUCUUUUUCGGGAUAAUGUUGCAGUUCUUUUGGUGAGAUAGAGAAAUAGGCAUGCCAUCAAUGUGUACAAAAAAUCCUUUUUUCUGGACUUCUGAAGUAACUUCAAUCUGUUGAACACUUCCAGGUUCUCGGGCUAGUUUUUGCUGUUGCACAUUAUGAACAAGAACAUGAGAAUCAGCAGCUUUUCAUCUUUAGCUUGUGAAUGCAACCCUUCUGAGGUUUCAGAUUUUGUCUCGAAUGUUAUCCGUCUGUAUUGAUGUGAGGGCUUUAUUUCUCAGGAAUUUCCAUUUCCCUGAAAGUUACGGCCACGUGCUGCACCAGGAUUGACCAACCAACAUGAGGGAGGGUGAGCGAAUCUCCAAGAAUAGAAGCAGCUGUUAAAACAAAGCAGGAAAAUAAAUGUCACAGGACUAUAAAAUGGAUUUAGGAUUCAAAGACCGUAACAACAGGACACAUACCAAGAACACCUCUGCUGCAACAAAGAAUUUUUCUGCCUGGGAAGACUAUAAGAGUAGUGUUGAUGACAUGCAGUACUUUCUUAUUGGGCUGUACACACUUAUAAGUCUGGCUGGCUUUGUGGGAAAUCUUCUUAUACUAAUGGCCCUGCUAAAGUGCAAGCAGAAGACAGUAAUAAACAUUCUCAUUGGAAACUUGGCCUUUUCUGACAUCUUGGUUGUGCUGUUUUGUUCACCAUUCACGCUGACAUCAGUCCUGCUUGACCAAUGGAUGUUUGGCACUGUCAUGUGCCAUGUAAUGCCCUUCCUCCAGUGUGCAUCAGUCCUAGUUUCAACUUUGAUGUUAAUAUCUAUUGCUGCAGUCAGGUACCGUAUGAUAAAGUAUCCCCUCUCUAGCAACCUCACAGCAAAACAAGGCUAUUUCUUAAUAGCGAUCAUUUGGGCCUUGGGCUUCACAAUUUGCUCCCCUCUGCCAGUUUUCCAUAAAACUGUGGACCUCAGCAAAACUCUGAAUUUAGAGGGACUGGAGAACAGGCUGCUGUGCAUCGAGUCGUGGCCUUCUGAUUCCUACAGGAUCGCCUUCACGAUAGCCUUGCUGUUGAUGCAGUACAUCCUGCCGCUGGCGUGCCUGACCGCCAGUCACACCAGUGUCUGCAGGAGCAUAGGUGCUAGGCUGUCAAACAAGGAAAACAAGUUUGAAGAAAAGGAGAUGAUAAACCUAACUCUUCAUCCCUCUAAGAGCACUGGCCCACAGGUUCAACCCUCCAGAUAUUCCAGGUGGAGCCGUGCCUUUGGCAGGAGGCACCACAGAAGAUACAGUAGAAAGACUUCAAGUGUGAUGCCAGCUAUUUCAAGGCAUCAUCAGGAUACUCACUCCAGAGUUCCCCCAGAAACCUCUGACACAGAAAAAAGCCAGCUCUUUUCCUCCAGUAAAUUAAUCCCUGGGAUCCCUAUCUGUUUUGAAAUGAAACCAGAAGAAAAUACAGAGAUCCAGAACAUGAUUACAGUAUCCCAGUCCAUCAUCAGAAUUAAGACAAGAUCGAGGAGGGUUUUUUGCAGACUGACAGUGCUAAUACUGGUUUUUGGCUUCAGUUGGAUGCCUCUUCACCUUUUCCACAUUGUGACAGAUUUUAAUGCCACUCUCAUUUCCAACAGGCACUUUAAAUUAGUAUAUUGCAUAUGCCAUUUGUUGGGUAUGAUGUCCUGCUGCUUGAAUCCCAUCCUCUAUGGGUUUCUUAACAACAGCAUAAAAGCUGAUUUAAUGUCCCUUAUUCCAUGCUGCCAAAUACCAUGAUUUUAUGUGCCCCAAGAUAAAGUAAAUAAGUAUGGCUUUCAAGCCUAGUGGCAUAUAUAGUUGUAAAAGCUAAAUUAGUUUAGUUUAGUUAGUCUGACUUGGUUGUGAUUAGUGGCAUUUUUUUGUGGAUGGAUAGUUCUACGGCUGCAUGUAUUUCUUGCCUUGGGCAGAAAUACAUGCAUAUGUUAUAAUGAUGUUUUAUCUGUUACAUGUAGGAAAUCAUGCCCAGUGUACAAAACCAGAAUACCAUUUUCAUUAUCCAAAUUGUUGGCAACCUGUACUUUGGAAUUAUACAGAAUAUAUAAUGAGUAAUAAAUGUGAGACAGACUA